This is a messenger RNA of Vicia villosa (hairy vetch), 1013 nucleotides long. RefSeq lists its product as uncharacterized. The record is from RefSeq and is a predicted model, not a curated record. The coding region runs from base 108 to 857 and encodes 249 amino acids. The transcript is spliced from 6 exons. Lineage: Eukaryota; Viridiplantae; Streptophyta; Magnoliopsida; Fabales; Fabaceae.
AAUAACAGAACAAUUCAAUUUCUGAUUCUAAGUUCAUAAUUCAAAUUUGAUACUUGACACAACUAGAAUAGUUGAUAAUUAAAUUUCUCCCAUUUACAAUAUUCCCCAUGUUCACCCUUGUACAAUUCUCAAUCAAAUUUUCACACUUGAAACCCAAUUUCAACUUCAAUUUCUUCCAUGAUGGUGCAUACAGGACACAACCCACUUUUUCUUUCUCUCGUUUGGACCCAAAGUUUACUUCUUUUCAUCUGGGUAGCUUCAAGUUGAGAGCAUACAGGGAGAGAGGUUCCUUCUUGGGAGGUAAAGUGUAUAAAAAUGGGGUUUUGAUGGGAGAGAAAGGGUGCAAGAAGAAAAAGAGAGUAGUUUUGGUGAAAAAUAAUCAAGGGUUUGGAUUCAAUAAUGGUGGUGGUGGUGGUGGAAGGGAUGAUGGUGGGACUGCUAGGAUUUUGGGUAAUCUUGCUUUGGCUAUUGGGUUAACUUAUCUUUCAGUGACUGGACAGCUUGGAUGGAUUUUGGAUGCUAUUGUCUCCAUUUGGAUCUUUGCAGUGUUAGUACCGAUAGUAGGUCUCGGUGCUUUCCUCUGGUGGGCAGGAAGAGAUAUAAUGAAAGGCACUUGUCCAAACUGUGGAAAUGAUUUUCAGGUUUUCAAAUCCACUUUAAAUGAGGAAUUGCAGUUGUGCCCCUUUUGCGGUCAACCUUUUUCUGUUGAUGGCAAUGAGUUUGUAAAGGAAUCUGUGAACUUUUCAAACCAAUCUACAACAUUUGGACAAGCUUUUGACAAUAUCUCGCGAUCUAGAAACGACGAGGAUUCCGGUAGAGCAAUUGAUGUUGAAGCUGAAAUAAAAGACGCAGAUUGAGUCUUUGCUGAGUGUGUCCUCAAUAUUCACAUACUAGAGGAAAGAGUGUAGUAGUGUGCAUGCAUGGUAGCACAUUUUAGAGAGGAUAGGAAUAUAUUGAUUUGAGUAGCAUUACAAUUGUAAUAUAAUUUUUGACAGUGAUGUUUCUCUUUCACA